GACGACUAGGGAAGGAGCAUCUUCACAGUUGACUUUGACGCCCACUGAAAUGGCCAAUUCAAAUUUGUCGUGCGUGCUGCUUGGGCCGGGCAAAGUACGGUUCGAACAUCGCCCCACCCCGCAAAUCGAUGAUGCCCAUGAUGUUCUUGUACAGAUCGGUUACGUUGGAGUUUGCGGAAGCGAUGUUCAUUUUUGGGUCCAUGGAGGCAUCACGAGGAAAGUCUCGGAAGAGAGCCCCCUCGUCAUGGGCCAUGAGGCGUCCGGAACCGUUCAUUCCGUUGGAUCGGCCGUGACACGACUCAAGCCUGGCGAUCGCGUUGCGAUUGAGCCGGGCAUCCCUUGCCGACGAUGCGAUAAAUGCAAGAGCGGAAAGUACAACUUGUGCCCUCGCAUGCGCUUUGCCGCCGACCCGCCGAAGACGGAUGGCACGCUAUGUCACCUGUUCAAAGUCCCAGAAGACUUUGCGUAUAAGAUCCCGGACAGCCUCAGUCUACAAGAGGCAGUUCUUGUGGAACCUUUAAGUGUGGCCGUCCACGGUAUUCGUCUCGCGGAUCUAAGAGCCGGUCAGACUGUAUUGGUGCAAGGGUCAGGAACAAUUGGUCUACUCGUUGCGGCUACGGCCAAGGCGUACGGAGCAAAAACCGUUUACAUUGCUGAUAUCAACGAAACGAAACUUGGCUUUGCAGCAUCCUUCGGCUACACGACCUUCCUUUCGGACAUAUCUUCAACACCGUAUGAAGAAGCUGAGAGGUUCAAAAAGGAGGCCGGUCUCGAAGAUGGCGUAGAUGUUGUUCUCGAGUGCACCGGCGUUGAAUCGUCCGCGCAGACCGGCAUUUACGCGUGCGCUUCUGGGGGUACAAUUGUACAAAUUGGGAUGGGAAAGUUCAACCAGUCCUUGCCGAUGGGUGCCAUGUGCGAGAAAGAAAUGGUGCUGAAGACGGCUUUCAGAUAUGGCCCUGGGGAUUAUGAUCUCGCACUCGAGCUCCUGGCCUCCGGCACGGUUUCCGUCAAAGCAAUGAUAAGCAGUAUCGUUCCAUUUGAGAACGCGCCGGAGGCAUGGGAGAGGACCAGAAAGGGGGAGGGCAUCAAAAAUUUGAUCGAGGGAGUCCGAGUAUAGGUAGGUUAGGCCCGAAGUUUUUAGUAUGGUACGGGGACAGCUUCCCAGCAGAGUAUUACUAGUGUGUACUAAAGCCUCAAUGUUUCGUAUAUGGCAAUUUCACUCACCCCAGUCAUUGAGUAAAAAGUCUAGAG
This is a messenger RNA of Purpureocillium takamizusanense, 1251 nucleotides long. RefSeq names its product D-xylulose reductase. The record is from RefSeq and is a predicted model, not a curated record. Bases 50 to 1117 code for a protein of 355 amino acids. Gene Ontology annotation, biological process: D-sorbitol catabolic process. Gene Ontology annotation, molecular function: L-iditol 2-dehydrogenase (NAD+) activity; zinc ion binding. Lineage: Eukaryota; Fungi; Ascomycota; Sordariomycetes; Hypocreales; Ophiocordycipitaceae. The transcript has 3 exons.